AUGCAAUCGGACCUCUAUGCCUUCUGCCCGCUUCCAGGUGGUAAAACAGAGCAGCAGCUGACCCCCAUAGCAGCCACGCUCACAGCCACGGGAGACGCAUCAUUAAAUGCAGCCACGCUCACUCUCACGCCCGCCCAGCCGUCCAAGGCUGGCAGUGUGUUCCUGGCAGCGCGCGUGCCGCUCUUCUCCUACCAGCUCAUCGGGGACUCCUGCGGCCGCCAGCUCGCCUUCUCCUCCUCCUUCUCCUUCACUCUCACCCGCCCUGCUGCCUCCGGCUCCGAAGGCUUUGCCUUUGUGGUGGCCUUUGAUGCCACCCCGCCCACAGCACCGGCGGUGGGCGGCAUGGGGUAUGCGGGGAUGGGAGCGCGCAGCGUGGCAGUGGAGUUUGACACGUCGAUGGAUGCGGGCAACAGCGACCCUGACAGCAACCACGUGGGCAUCAACACUGGCGGCAAUGUCACGUCGGUGGUCACAGCCAAGCCCAGCACCCCUCUCAAUGACGGCAAGUCGAGGCACGUGUGGAUCGAGUACGACCCUUCCUCUGAUGGCUCCCUGCGCGUCUUUUUCUCCUCCAAGGCGUCCCCUCGCCCCACCACCCCCCUCCUGUCGGCACGCAUCUCCCUGUGUGAGGAGCUCGCCCCCUCCCCAUCAGAGUACACCUUUGCCAUCGGCUUCACUGCUGCCUCCGCCGCCCAGCCUCAAAGCCAUGUCGUCUCCGCCUGGACCCUCUCAACGCAUGCAGCGCUGGGGUUUACCUUCACGGAGGCGGCGCUCUCUCUGUCGGGGAUGAAUCUCUUCUUCCGCUAUGCCAGCUCGGGCAGUGUUGCUGCUGUGAACGGCAAUGACGUUGGAGAGCUGAAGGCCGCCAUGAAGGUCGGCUGCUCUGGCAGCACGCCCUCUCAGGCCUUCCAGCUGCUGCUCAAGCUGGCGCCCAAGGGAGGCGGGCUCGUGCCAGAGGGUCAGUGGCAGGGCGAGAAAGGGAAGGUGCCCGUAAAAGCAGGCAGCACCAGUCCUCUCUGCGCGCCGCUUGUGAAGCCACUGGCGAAGCUGUUUGGUGUGGCGUGUGGGAAGGGCAGCGGCAGCGUACGACAGCUCGUCGGUGGGUUCCCCAUCAGCGGCUUUGAGUCGACGUCUUUCUAUGGCUGGUUUGGGCUGCUGCUGGCCGUGCAGCGGCAGCCAGUGGUGGUGCACAUUGAGGCUUCCGCUGACUCGUUCAAGAGCUACGAUGGGGUGAGGCGAGCAGAAUGCUGUCUAGUGAUGGGAGGAGGCGAGAAGUGUGCUAUUUUGAAAGAGCUAUCCAAGUACCAGGACCCAGCGUGCUUCACGUACAACCUGAACCACGUGGUGCUGCUGGUGGGGUACCGCCUGGUGGGCAAGGACUCGCGCUUCGCCCACAUGGCGCCGCCCUUCUGGAUCAUCCGCAACUCAUGGGGGCCUGACUGGGGCGAUGGGGGCCACAUGCGCAUGGACAUCCAGGGGGGGGAUGGCGUGUGCGGCAUCAACUCGCUGCCAGGCCUCUACCCCGUGGUCAGAGAGGACGCAUGCAAGGCAGCCAAGCGCAAUCCGUGUGCGGUGGGGCAGUGUGUGAAUGACGGGGCGGGGUCGUACUCGUGUGUGUGUCCACCGGGCUUCAGGCAGGGCACCACCGUCGAUGGCACCUUCUCCUGUGCUCCAGGUGUCACCAACACCACCUACACCGUGCUCUCUCCCAACGUCCGCUGCUCCGAUGUCUUCCCGGUCUACGGCCUCAUGCUCGCCCAGUUCCAAGCCCAGAACGUGCGUCUCCCGCACCUACACCUCAUCAGCAGUUGUCUUCCCUAUGAUUUUUUUCAUCCUGCCUCACAUGCCUACGUGGUGUGUGCUGUCUCUCAUGCCUAUCCCUCGGGUGACACCUGUGCAGCCCUGGCGCUGUACUUCAAAGUGCACUGGUCCUGCCCAUCUGCCACCUGCACAGCCGCCUUCCAGGCGCUCAACCCCAGCUUGGACUGCAGCGCCAACGGCGGGCUGCUGAAGCCGGAGCAGGCGGUGUGUGUGGAGCGCAAAAAGGAUAAUGUGGGGCUCAUCCCGGUAUGCUCGCAGUACUACCUGGUGCAGAGCGCAGAGACGUGCGAGUCCAUCCGCAAUGUGCCCUACCCCCCUCUGAGCCCCAUUGACUUCUUCCGACUCAACCCCGGCAUCAAGUGCAACCGCCUCAUUCCAAACACUGAUGUUGACGGUUUCACUGGCUUCGAGGCAUGCAUUGCGAGCUCCACGUCGUACACUCAGGGCACGUGCCCGCGUGCGAAUGCGUAUGUGGUGGGGACAGGCGACAGCUCGCCUCCCUCCCCCAUCCCACGCCUCUCCUCCCUCCUCAUCCCACCUCUCUCCUCCCUCCUCAUCCCAUCCCUCGCCUCCCUUUCCAUCCCACCCUUCUCCUUGCUCCCGUUCCCACACCUCUCCUCCUCCCUACCCUCCCCACCCGUCUCCUCCCUCCCUUCCCCCAUCUCCUCCCUCCUUUCCUCCCCCUUGUCAGAGGAUGCGUGCAAGGCAGCCCAGCGCAAUCCGUGUGCGGUGGGGCAGUGUGUGAAUGACGGGGCGAGGUCGUACUCGUGUGUGCCACCGGGCUUCAGGCAGGGCACCACUGUCGAUGGCACUUACUCCUGUGCUCCUGGUACCUUCUCCUGUGCUCCUGGUACCUUCUCCUGUGCUCCUGGUACCUUCUCCUGUGCUCCAAGUGACACCAACACCACCUACACCGUACUCUCUCCCAACGUCCGCUGCUCCGAUGUCUUCCUGCCAUCGGUGUCAUGUGCAGCACCCAUCCCACCCUCCACCGUUCUCAAUGUGGCCAGCCCAGCCUCUCUCAUCCCCUGCUCCGUCUUCUACACCACUCAGCAGGUCUUCACCUCGCACCCUCCCUGCCAAUGUGUCUUCCUCUAUGCGCCCCUCCACCCAUGUCGUUCUAUGCCCCUCCCUGUCUGUGCCUCCUCCAUCUCACUUCAAACCCAUUUCCUGGCCUCAGCAGAUUACUUCGAAGUGCACUGGUCCUGCCCAUCUGCCACCUGCACGGCCGCCUUCCAGGCGCUCAACCCCAGCUUGGACUGCAGCGCCAACGGUGGGCUGCUGCAGCCCGAGCAGGCGGUGUGUGUGGAGCGCAUAAAGAAGAAAGUGGGGCUCAUCCCGGUGUGCUCGCAGUACUACCUGGUGCAGAGCGCAGAGACGUGCGAGUCCAUCCGCAAUGUGCCCUACCCCUCUCUGAGUUCCAUUGACUUCUUCCGACUCAACCCCGGCAUCAAGUGCAACCACCUCAUUCCCAAAACUGACGUUGGCAGCUUCACUGGCUUUGAGGUUUGUGUGUGGCACCGGCUCUGCUCGUGCCUCUCUUCCCUUCCGUGUGGAUCAAUCUUCCUCCCUGUCCUAUACUAA
Messenger RNA from Closterium sp. Naga37s-1, 3405 nucleotides. The record is from the annotation of a GenBank genome assembly. Lineage: Eukaryota; Viridiplantae; Streptophyta; Zygnematophyceae; Desmidiales; Closteriaceae.